AAUCAUUAAACACAGUAGCAUAAUAUCCUCUUAAAUACCCAAUCAAGAAGUCUCUUCUCCUUCAUCCUAAAUUCAACUCACCACUCUCUUCUCAACAACAUGUCAUCUCCAAUGGUUUCUUUUGCUCUGUUCCUCUUCAAUCUAAUUGUCCUAUCAAGUUCUAGUUGCUAUGCAAUUGGUAACAACAAAACAUUGUCAUCACUUGCAAGUAGAAUUGGGAUAAACUAUGGAAGAUUAGGAAACAAUCUCCCAUCUCCUUACCAAUCAAUCAACCUCAUCAAAACCCUUAAAGCAGGCCACGUCAAACUCUACGACGCGGAUCAAGAAACCCUAAUGCUCCUCUCUAAUACCAAUAUCUACGUCACAAUCAUGGUCCCUAACAACCAAAUCAUUUCGAUCGCCGCCGACCAAACCGCGGCAGACAAUUGGGUCAACACCAACGUCCUUCCUCACUACCCACAAACGAAAAUCAGAUUCGUCCUUGUCGGAAACGAGAUCCUCAGCUACAACUCCGACCAAGACAAGCAGAUCUGGACUAACCUUGUCCCUGCGAUGCGUAAAAUCGUGAACUCACUUAGAGCAAGAGGGAUUCACAACAUCAAAGUCGGGACACCACUCGCCAUGGACGUUCUCCGAUCAAGUUUUCCUCCGUCGAGUGGUUCAUUCCGGGAUGAAGUCGCCGCUCCGGUGAUGUUACCGUUGCUGAAGUUUCUCAACGGGACAAACUCUUUCUUCUUCCUUGAUGUUUACCCUUACUUCCCUUGGUCCACUGAUCCGGUUAACAACGAUUUGGACUUCGCUCUCUUCGAAUCGAAUUCAACUUAUACCGACCCACAAACCGGUUUGGUUUACACCAAUCUUUUGGACCAGAUGCUCGAUUCGGUUAUCUUUGCGAUGACCAAGCUCGGUUACCCCAACAUCCGUCUCGCAAUUUCUGAAACCGGGUGGCCUAACUCCGGUGAUAUCGACGAAACCGGAGCUAACAUUUUCAAUGCGGCGACGUAUAACCGGAAUUUGAUCAAGAAGAUGACAGCUAACCCGCCGCUCGGUACACCAGCCAGACCCGGUUCACCUAUACCGACGUUUUUGUUCUCGUUGUUUAAUGAAAACCAGAAACCCGGUUCGGGAACAGAGAGGCAUUGGGGAAUUUUGAAUCCUGACGGUACACAGAUUUACGAAAUUGAUUUCAGUGGGACAAGACCGGUUUCGAGUCUUGGUUCGUUGCCUAAACCGAGUAAUAAUGUUCCGUUCAAGGGCAAUGUGUGGUGUGUGGUUGCUGAAGGAGCCAGCGAGGAGGAGUUAGGGCAGGCGCUUGACUUUGCUUGCGGAAGAAGUAGUGAAACCUGUGCAGCUUUGGCGCCGCGAAGAGAGUGUUACGCGCCAGUUUCGGUUACUUGGCACGCAAGCUAUGCAUUUAGCUCGUACUGGGCUCAGUUCCGGAACCAAAGCUCUCAGUGCUACUUCAAUGGCUUGGCACGUGAGACCACUACCAACCCUGGAAAUGAGCGUUGCAAGUUCCCUAGCGUUACCCUGUGAGACAUCCUCAGGAGUCAAAACUAAGGCGUAUGGAGAAAAAUCAAAAGCGGGAUCAUUCGGAUUAAGUCGAUCAAUCUUGUUCUUGACAAUUAUUAAUUUUUCUUUUACCAAGUUCUUACUCCUUGUUUCCUAUUGUCGAGGGAGAUCGAAUAAACAAUAAAAAAUUGUCACUGAUAUUUAAAAGCCAAGAUUAUUCA
Molecule: messenger RNA, 1733 nt
Organism: Raphanus sativus (radish)
Lineage: Eukaryota; Viridiplantae; Streptophyta; Magnoliopsida; Brassicales; Brassicaceae
Product: probable glucan endo-1,3-beta-glucosidase A6
Exons: 3
Coding region: 100-1536 (478 amino acids)
Biological process (GO): carbohydrate metabolic process
Cellular component (GO): plasma membrane
Molecular function (GO): hydrolase activity, hydrolyzing O-glycosyl compounds
Source: RefSeq, a predicted model, not a curated record